AUGGCCACCGAGGAAGCCGCCAAGCCGUCCCCGAUCCCGCCCUACCCCGAGAUGAUCCUCGCGGCGAUCGAGGGCCUCGGCGACAAGAACGGGUCGAACAAGUCGGCCAUCUCCAAGUACAUCGAGGGCAAGUACGGCGAGCUCCCCCCCGCGCACGCGUCGCUGCUGACCGCGCACCUGGCGCGCAUGAAGGAGUCCGGCGAGCUCAUCUUCGUCAAAAACAACUACUUCCGCGCCGACGCCCCCGACGCGCCGCAGAAGCGCGGGCGCGGGCGCCCGCCCAAGGCGCGGGACCCGAACGCGCCGGCGCCGCCGCCCAAGCCCAAGUCGCCGGCGCCGUCCGCGGGGACGGGGCGCGGCCGCGGGCGCCCGCCCAAGGCCAAGAACCCGCUGGAGGCCGCCGUGAAGCAGGCCACCGCGGGGAUGCCCAAGGCCCGCGGCCGCCCGCCCAAGAAGGCCAAGACCACCGAGGACGGCGCGUCCCCGGCUCCCAAACCGGCACCCGCACCAACUCCCGCCCCCGCCGGCGACGGCUCCACCCCCGUCAAGCGCGGCCGCGGCAGGCCCCCCAAGGUACGCCCCGCCGUGCCCAGCGAGACGGCCGCGGCUUGA
Messenger RNA from Miscanthus lutarioriparius, 612 nucleotides. NCBI's taxonomy places the organism in Eukaryota, Viridiplantae, Streptophyta, Magnoliopsida, Poales, Poaceae. The record is from the annotation of a GenBank genome assembly.